CUUUCUUACGUCUCUUUCUACUGAGUAUGCAAGCAGCCAACAAAGAACGCAAAAAGGCCUGGGUUGGCCUCGUUCUCGAUGUUUCCGUCUCAUAAGGCAAUUCGAAGUGACCUGUUCACUGCCUCGGCCUAAAACUUGAAACGGCUUCAUAUCUCAGCAUAGAUUGCAUCGUCCAAGGUCACUUUUUUUCAGGAAGGCUUAUUCCCAUUCUUUAAACAUGGUGGCUGCAUCGCUUGCAAAAAUAAUGAUCGUCGCUAUCGGAACUAGCAUGUGGGUGUGGAUGCAAGCUUACGUCAAGGUUCAAGUUGUUUUGCACGGAAAAUCUAUCCUCACGCCUAAACCUCGGAAAGAACCACCACAGUUAACGAAUGAAACGUUUGGAAGGCAUGAAUACGCAAACCUGACCAACAUAACAAUGCAUUACGUGACUAAAGGCUGUGAAGACACUCGUCCAGACCGUCCUAUGUUGCUUAUGCUGCAUGGAUUCUUGGAUUUCUGGUACAUUUGGAACAGGCAGAUACCAGUCCUUGCAGAACAAUUCUGCGUCGUGGCUCCGGAUUUGCGCGGAUAUGGCCUUACCACCAAGCCCAAAAAUCCAGAAGACUACAUGAUGACAAAUCUGAUAGAAGAUCUGAGAGAACUAAUCGAAGUUUUAUUGAUGGCGAUCAAGAGAGAUAUUGUGCUUAUUGGACACGACUGGGGUGGAAUGACUGCCUUCUGCUUCGCAACCAUGCAUGAAAAGUUAAUAGAUGGUCUCAUAAUCAUCAAUGCAGUACACCCUAUGGCCUUUUAUAAGCAGCAAGAGCGAAGUCUGAAACAAAUAAGAAAGAGCUGGUUUAUGCGGCCGUUCCAGCACCCUGAAAUCCCUGAGAAGUAUAUCAUGAUGAAAGAUUUCGCUCUCUUUGACAAGUUGCACAAAGGAUUCACAUUUGAGGAGGAAGAGGCCCACAAGUACAUGUUCUCACAGAAUGGCUCGCUGACUGCCGCCCUCAACUACUAUCGGGCCUUCAACAAAGACCAAGACCAACUCAAGAAACUACCGUACCGCAAGAUCAACGUUACCACCAUUAUUCUAUGGGGAGAGAACGACCAGUUUCUCACCACACGCAUUGCGACGUACAACCAGAAGUGGUUGAGAAAUUCCAAGGUAGUUUACUACACGCGGGCAAGUCACUGGGUGCUCCGGGAGUGCGCCACCGAGGUCAACGAGCACAUUCGCAAUUUCGCGAUGGACGAAUGGGAGGAUGUAGCACCAGAGGAAAGGAGCCUGCAGGCAUGGAAACCAGCUGACAAUCCAUGCGCCGUGUCCAUGAAAUCGGGCAAGAAGAAAAAAGAACCUUCGUUUGCGUUUCUUCCAAGCAGUGUAUUCGUCCCCAAUUUCGCGCAUUAAUACAACCUUCACCGCGAGCUCUCUUUCUCGGUGUUUUGGUUUCCUUUAAUGUAAAGAAAGGAGUUGGUAGAGUGUUCAGAAUGUAUUUCGCGCGAUAUAAGAAUUCAUGGGACAAUUUACAGGAUUGAAACAUUAUGUUAAUAAAGUAUAUAAUAUGCGUGUUACCAUUUAUGUAAUAAACAUUUUGGCUUUGGCUAAAUUGCCCCAAUGAAGCUAUAGUUUACGAAGGCGUUCGGCCAGCACACAUGUCUGGAAAAAUCAAUAAAAUUAUCUCUUCAAGUA
Messenger RNA from Dermacentor albipictus, 1672 nucleotides. Its product is annotated as AB hydrolase superfamily protein YfhM-like. The record is from RefSeq and is a predicted model, not a curated record. Gene Ontology annotation, molecular function: hydrolase activity. Lineage: Eukaryota; Metazoa; Arthropoda; Arachnida; Ixodida; Ixodidae.